Molecule: messenger RNA, 1911 nt
Organism: Anas platyrhynchos (mallard)
Lineage: Eukaryota; Metazoa; Chordata; Aves; Anseriformes; Anatidae
Gene: WIPI1
Product: WD repeat domain, phosphoinositide interacting 1
Molecular function (GO): protein binding
Source: RefSeq, a predicted model, not a curated record
CGGGGCCGGGGCCGGGAGCGGGGCCGGGGCCGGGGCCGGGGCCGGGCCGCGGUCGCUGCAUGGCGGAGCUGGGGCAGGGGCAGGGGCUGGGGCAGGGCGGGCCCGCGGCGCUCAGCUGCUGCUCCUACAACCAGGACCGCACCUCUCUGGCAAUUGGAACUACAACUGGAUACAAGCUUUUCUCCUUAAGUUCUGUGGAGCACCUGGACCAGGUCCACGAAAGCAAUGAAAUCCCAGAUGUUUACAUCGUGGAGCGUCUGUUCUCCAGCAGCCUUGUGGUCGUGGUCAGUCAUGCCAAGCCACAGCAAAUGAAUGUCUACCACUUCAAGAAAGGGACGGAGAUCUGCAACUACAGCUAUUCCAGUAACAUACUGUCCAUCCGGCUGAACCGUCAGAGGCUGAUUGUUUGCCUGGAGGAGUCAAUUUACAUCCACAACAUUAAGGACAUGAAGCUUUUGAAGACGAUUAUGGAUACACCUCCCAAUGCAACAGGUCUGUGCGCUCUCUCGAUCAACCACGCCAACUCCUACUUGGCUUAUCCCGGCAGCGCGACCAGCGGAGAGAUCGCACUUUACGACGGAAACACUUUGAAAACAGCCUGCACAAUUCCUGCCCAUGACGGCCCUCUGGCUGCCCUGACCUUCAACUCCACCGGCUCGAAGCUGGCAAGCGCUUCCGAAAAAGGCACAGUCAUUCGUGUGUUUUCCAUUCCUGGUGGGCAAAAGCUCUAUGAAUUCCGGCGAGGGAUGAAAAGGUACGUGAACAUCAGCUCCCUGGUAUUCAGCAUGGAUUCCCAGUUCCUGUGUGCUUCCAGCAACACGGAGACGGUGCACAUCUUUAAACUGGAGCAUCUCACUGACAGCCGGCCAGAAGAGCCUCCAACCUGGAGCGGGUACAUGGGGAAGAUGUUCCAGGCUGCUACCAACUACCUCCCUGCCCAGGUAUCAGGCAUGAUAAACCAGGACCGAGCUUUCGCCACUGUACGCCUCAACACCUCCGGGCAGAGGAACGUCUGCGCCCUCUCCACGAUUCAGAAGCUGCCUCGGCUGCUGGUGACCACCUCAGAUGGACAUCUCUACAUCUACAACCUGGACCCACAAGAUGGAGGAGAGUGCGUCUUAAUUAAGAAACACAGUCUGCUUGGCUCAGGAAAAACGGAGGAGAACAAAGAAAACGACCUUCAGCCUCCAGUACCUCAAUCGUACGCAGCGACUGUAGCCAGACAAAGCACAGUGCCUUCAACUUCGACCAUGCCAGGUUAUUCGGAGGACGGCGGCGCCCUGCGAGGAGAGGUCAUCCCAGAGCAUGAGUUUGCAACCGGACCAGUGUGUCUUGACGACGAGAAUGAGUUUCCUCCUAUAAUCUUGUGCCGUGGAGGUCAGCCGGGCAGAGCGAAGAGGUCAUGAUGAGACGCAAACAUCCGCGCGUAGGACAGCUGCUGGGAAGUGCUUUGGAAAAGCCAGGAAUUUCGAAGAAGAGGUUUGCGUGUCCUCAAGAAAAGGAAAAAAUACAAAAAAAAAAUCCAAGGUGGGCCACUGCUUUUUACUCCAGUACGUGUGAGCGACUACCUGGCCCGCCCGGCCCGCCAGCCCCCUCUUUUUAAUCAUGUCUGGGCGGGUGUCAAUGUACUGUCUGCACAGCGCUAUAUUUAACAGGUAUCCUAGAACCACAUUGUAAAUGCUAAUUUAAUCAGAUUUGUAUGUCACCAGAAUUUUAUAUACCCGUUUUUUCCCUUUUCUAAUUUAUGCCGUUUUAUGUGUAUAAAUGUACUUACAGCGAGAGAUAUUGAACUUAUGUCUUUGUACAGGAUAAGCCUAUUUUACCCAGGCAAAGUAUUUUUGCAGUGAUAUUAGAGAAGAUGCAAUUUGCUCCGUUUAAAGACAGAAAUAAAGUCACGGUCUGUCCCUGGCA